AUGGACAGCAGCUUGCCGGUGACGACGACGGCGUCCUCGAAAUCCGACCGGCGAUCGAAAUCCAAGACUUACCAGAGCUCCUCCAAGUCCUCUCUUCUCAUGGGGUUUCUUUCUUGUCUUGCUUGGCUCUACGUUGCUGGCCGGUUGUGGCAAGAUGCGGAGAACAGAAUGUUGCUGGCGGGUUUGUUAAAGAAGAAUUCUGGUCAGCGACCUCGGGCGCUUACCGUGGAAGACAAACUCAUGGUCCUUGGAUGCAAGGAACUAGAGAGGAGGAUUGUUGAAGCUGAGAUGGAAUUGACGUUGGCCAAGAGCCAAGGUUAUCUAAAGAACCAAGUACAGCAAAGUGGUUCUUCUUCUGGUAAGAAGUUCCUUGCUGUUAUUGGAGUUUAUACUGGCUUUGGGGGCCGGUUAAGGCGCAAUGUUAUCAGGGGAACUUGGAUGUCAAAAGCUGAUGUGCUAUCAAAACUUGAAGAAAGAGGAAUUAUUGUUCGAUUUGUGAUUGGACGGAGUGCGAAUCGUGGUGACAGCUUGGACCGCAAUAUUGAUGAGGAAAAUCGUUCAACGAACGACUUUUUGAUUCUCGAUCAUCAUGAGGAGGCUGAAGAGGAGUUGCCCAAAAAAGUAAAGUAUUUCUUUAGCACCGCAGUCCAGAUGUGGGAUGCAGACUUUUAUGUAAAAGUCAACGACGAUGUUGAUUUGAAUAUUGAUGGUCUCAUUGAACUUCUCCAAAGCCGUCAUGAUAAAGAUAAUGCUUACAUUGGUUGCAUGAAGUCCGGGGAAGUAGUUGUUGAACAGGGAAAGCCAUGGUACGAGCCCGAAUGGUGGAAAUUUGGUGAUCAGAAAUCGUACUUCCGCCAUGCAGCUGGUCCGAUCGUUAUACUCUCUAAAAAUUUGGCGCAGUAUAUAAAUAUUAACAGUGCAUCUCUAAAGACUUAUGCUCACGAUGAUACCUCUAUGGGUUCAUGGAUGAUGGGUGUUCAAGCAACCUAUAUCGACGAUAGUAAUUUGUGCUGCAGUUACUCCCGGCAAGACAAGGUUUGUUCCUUGGCUUGA
Striga hermonthica is the source of this 1053-nucleotide messenger RNA. Lineage: Eukaryota; Viridiplantae; Streptophyta; Magnoliopsida; Lamiales; Orobanchaceae. The record is from the annotation of a GenBank genome assembly.